AUGGUUGCUGUAAGUACCUUGUUAAAAUACGGGGUGGAGUCGACGAAGAAAGUAAAAAAGAACCGAGGUUUCAUCGCUAAGAAGACCAGAAAGACCGCUAGACCACAACACUUGAGAGCUAGCUUGGUUCCAGGUACCGUCUUGAUCUUAUUGGCUGGUAGAUUCAGAGGUAAGAGAGUUGUCUACUUAAAGCACUUAGAAGACAACACCUUAUUGGUUUCUGGUCCAUUCAAGGUCAACGGUGUUCCAUUAAGAAGAGUCAACGCAAGAUACGUCAUUGCCACCCAAACCAAGGUUGACGUUGCUUCGUUAGACUUGGCUAAGUUUGACGUUGCUUACUUUGCUAGAGAAAAGACCAACAAGAAGUCCAAGUCUGAAAAGGACUUCUUCGGUGACAACGCUGCAAAGAAGGAAAUCAAGUCCGAAAGAGUCCAAGACCAAAAGGUUGUCGACAAGGCUUUGAUCUCUGAAAUCAAGAAGACCCCAUUAUUGAAGCAAUACUUAGCUUCUUCUUUCUCCUUGAAGACUGGCGACAAACCACACUCCAUGGUUUUCUAA
This is a messenger RNA of Pichia membranifaciens NRRL Y-2026, 558 nucleotides long. RefSeq lists its product as hypothetical. The record is from RefSeq and is a predicted model, not a curated record. NCBI's taxonomy places the organism in Eukaryota, Fungi, Ascomycota, Pichiomycetes, Pichiales, Pichiaceae. The transcript is spliced from 2 exons. The coding region runs from base 1 to 558 and encodes 185 amino acids. Gene Ontology annotation, cellular component: cytosolic large ribosomal subunit; ribosome. Gene Ontology annotation, molecular function: RNA binding; structural constituent of ribosome. Gene Ontology annotation, biological process: ribosomal large subunit assembly; cytoplasmic translation.